UUCCUGAACUCAUGACUAAGAUUCUGCGCUUGUUUACACACAAUAUAAUCAUCACUUACAACUACAGUUAAAUGAUGAAGACGGCGAAGUUUCACCAUCAAAGAUGGACCCUGCUUUUGUUUUGUUUAUGGGAAAUCUUCAUCUCUGAGUCAGUAUCCAGCACUUCAGCUCAGAAAGUACUGAAUGGAGCUGUAGGAGAGUCUAUUACACUCCCCACUCGAGUGUUUGUAUCUAGCAAUAUUGAUUAUGAGGGCAAAACCAUUGGACAGUUGAUGAAUAACCAGGUGCGAUCUUUCAGAGAGUUUACGAAUCGUCUCCACUGGGACAAUCAAAGUGGGUUCUUCACUCUCUCACACCUGAGAACAGACGACUCAGGUGUUUAUACUGUAGACGACGCUGAAGAGGAUAAGAAAGAAGUCUAUGAGCUGAAUGUAUAUGAUAAAGUUUCAGCACCACAGGUGAAGAAACUCAACUCCAGUCCAUCAGAGAGUGAAUUCUGCUCAUUGCAGUGCUCAGUGAGGAAUGUGAGGGGACUGAAUCUGUUUUGGUUUAAAGCCAAAGUCUUAUUAAACCACACAAACAGUUCCAGUCUAAAUGACACAUUGAAUCUCUUUCUGGAAACUGCGAGGACUGAUAAGGACACUUACACCUGUGUGACUUCCAACCCAGUCAGCAAGCAGACGAUCACAGUCAACAUCACAGAGCACUGCCUUAAUCAACCAGGUGCACCACAUAGGUCAAAUAUCAUUGCAAUUGUACUUCCUGUGAUUUUUGUACUGCUGAUAAUAGUGAUGGUCAUACUUUUGCGGAGAAGAAAACGUCACUCUGAAAUCAGUCGGCACACAGAAGAUUUUUGGAGAAAGAAAUCUACAUGUCUGCAAGAAAAACAGCAAAAUGAUCCCGAUCUACUCACAGAAGUGAUAUAUACCACAGCCGGCCCCUGAUGAAACACAGCUACUUACAAUUUAUGGCAAGACUGAACCACACAGCACUCCGUCCACAGCAGAACCGUUUAGAGACAAACAGGAAAGUGGUGGUUAGAUGAUACAUGUGCAGCUCAUGUUUGUAUGCUGUUUCUCUAAGAGCUGUACUUCAGUUUAUGUAUGUAUAUUGUCUGCAUUAACAGUAUGUACACUUUAUGCCUAUGUACAUAUAAAAAGAAACUUGUAAAAGCAUCUUUAAGAAAAGCUGAAUAAAACUCAAAACAUA
Pygocentrus nattereri (red-bellied piranha) is the source of this 1209-nucleotide messenger RNA. Its product is annotated as hepatocyte cell adhesion molecule-like. Lineage: Eukaryota; Metazoa; Chordata; Actinopteri; Characiformes; Serrasalmidae. The transcript is spliced from 6 exons. The record is from RefSeq and is a predicted model, not a curated record. Bases 72 to 944 code for a protein of 290 amino acids.